AUGUGGACGUCUCAUCCGAACUUCAUGGAUGUCGUGGCUGAUUCUUGGAAUAUGGGAGUCGAUGUGCGAUGCCCUAUGUUAUCUGUUAUGUUGAAAUUGAAGCGCUUGAAGGGGGUUUUACGUAACUGGAACAAGUCGGUGUUUGGGAACGUGGAUUCUGCCAUCGACCAAACUCAAAGAGACUUGGAAGAUAUUCAGGCGACUAUUGCUGAUUUGGGCUAUAAUGAUAGCAGGUUUGAUGCGGAAGUCAGUUGUGAAGCUAAGCUUAAUAGAUUUCUGUCGCAAAAAAGCAGUCUCCUUCAGCAGAAGAGUAGAGUGACGUGGCUCACGGAUGGGGAUAAAAAUACGAGCUUUUUCCAUAACAUGCUCAAGUUUAGAAAAGAUAAGCUUCAUAUUGGGCACCUGCGGAUUGGCAAUGAUAUUGUUUAUGAUUCGAACGUCAUAGAGCAGCAUAUUAUUGGUCAUUUCUCCUCGUUAUUCACUAACGGGGACUCUCAUGUGGUGGAGUUGGCAGCUAUCGAAGCUAACGUGGAUAUGGUUAUCACGGAGGAACAGAAUAGAGGGCUAAUUGUAAUUCCGGAUGACAUGGAGAUUACUGCGGCUGUCUUUAGUUUGGAUGGAAAGAGUUCUCCUGGACCGGAUGGGUUUUCCGGGUUGUUUUUUCAAAACUCCUGGAGUCUGAUCAAGAAUGACAUGAUAAAGGCGGUACAGAGCUUCUUCCUGCACACGUCCUUGCCUGCGGGGUGUAAUUCUAACACUUUGAUUUUGAUUCCGAAAAAAGAUCUGGUGGACUCGGUUUCUGAUCUUAGGCCCAUUGUCUUGGCUAAUUUUCUGUUCAAAAUCAUCUCCAAGGUCCUUGCUUCAAGGCUCAGUUCAAUUGCGGCUGCUUCCGUUUCCCCAAAUCAGUUUGGUUUUAUUUCGGGGAGAUCUAUUCAUGAUUGCAUCGCGAUGGGUUCGGAAGGUUUCAAUACUAUGAAUCGUGUUAAUCGCGGAUCGAACUUUGCCUGUAAAAUCGACAUCCAUAAGGCUUUUGACACCAUGCGUUGGGACUUUAUUAUUGCUGCUCUCCGUACUAUGGGGUACCAUGAUCAGUUCAUUCGCUGGAUCGAGGUGAUCUUUGAGUCGGCUCGUAUCUCUAUUUUGUAUAAUGGGAGGCUUAGUGGUUACUUCGCCUGCUCUCGUGGGGUUAGGCAGGGAGAUCCUUUAUCCCCUAUCCUUUUUGGUAUCGCCGAGGAUGUUCUUAGCCACAUUAUCCGGAAUUGCGUUGCUUCGCGUCAUUUGGUGCCCAUGGGCUUUGACAGAAUGUCGGAUUUUCCUACUCAUUUACUCUAUGCUGACGAUGUGCUUAUUUUUUGCCGUGCUUCUGUCAGGAAUGCGAAGAAAAUUAAACAUAUCUUGGAUUUCUAUGGGGAGCUUUCGGGUCAAAUUUGCAGCCAAGCGAAGUCGAGAAUUUUCUUUGGUCGUGGGGUUUCGUUUGCUAUGACGCAGGGAAUUAAUAGGGUCUUGGGCUUCACUCAGGGAUCUCUACCGACCACGUAUUUGGGCGUCCCUCUCUUUAUUGGGAGACCGCGCGCUUCUUAUUUCAUGAGCAUCAAAGACAGGAUUGUGCAGAAAUUUUCUAGAUGGAAGGGAUUACAGUUGUCCAUGGCGGGGCGUCUCUGUCUGGUUAACUCGGUUAUUAGAAGCUCUAUUGUUCACUCGAUGAUGGUCUUUCGCUGGCCAAGAUCGCUGCUCCAUGAACUGGAUAGAAGUUGCCGCAAUUUCAUUUGGUCGGGCACCAUCGAUAAAAAGCCUACCUGUGCCGUGAGCUGGGAUCGUUGUUGCGCCCCCAAGGAGGAAGGAGUCCUCGGCGUUCGGUCUUUCGCUGUGAUGAAUCGCUGCUACAUGAUGAAAAUGGCUUGGAAGCUGUUAAAGGGUGAGGAUUUUGUUUUCAGAAUUCUCCGAUCUCGCUAUCUGAAUAGUUUUGGCUUGGCAAAGACGUCGGUGGUGGGAUCUUCGUUUUGGUUGAGUGUUAAGCCGGAGGUUGAUGAGUUAGUGGAGAAUUCUUAUGCUCUGGUGGGUAAUGGGAAGCACACUCGCUUUUGGACGGACGACUGGCUCGGUUACAAAAUUUGUGAUAAGAUUGCCAUUCCUUCUUUCAUGCAUGAGUUUUUGCAUCAAUCGGUGGCGGACUACUUUUUCGAAGGUGUUUGGCAUUUCUCAGCGAAUUUCAUCGAGCACUAUCCUGAGGUGGUGGUGGAUAUCAUUACCUGUCAGCUUGUUGGGGAGGACGAUGGUCGAUUUUGGAAACCAUCUCUCCGUGGAGAUGUGACUGCGGCUUUGGCCUUCGCUCAAAUUGGCCAUCGUUUCCCUAAAGUCAAUUGGGGUUCUUGGAUUUGGAAUAAAGUUAUUCCGGUAAGGCGGUCGAUCACCUGCUGGCGUAUCAUUCAUGGACGCCUUCCAACAAUGGACAAAUUGGUCAGGAAUGGUCUUAUUGCUCCAAAUCGCUGCAGUUUGUGCAUGGCGGAUGCGGAGACUCUCAACCACAUUUUCUGGAGUUGUCCUAGUGUGACUCCAAUCUGGAUUGAGUUCCUCACGUGGUUUCAAAUGCCACACCUUAUGGCUUGUGCAGACAUCCACUCUUUCUUGGUACAGACUUGGCAAGCCUCUUUCUGUUCUCUUAUUCAGAAUUUUUGGAAGUUGGGGAUUGCUAAUAUUCUGUGGUGUAUUUGGUCGUUACGCAAUAAAGCGAUUUUUGAGGAUCGACCCUUUGAGCAGCGGCGCGUUUUAGCGUUCGCAAAGGCUUCCUUCAAAGAGGUGGAUGAGGCGUUCUCUAAACUUGGUCAUACUUCUAAUUUAUGGUCUGAUUAUAUGAUCACUCGCUCUAUCGGAGUCUCGGUGCGUGCUGCCCCGCCUCCGGAUUUUAUUAGCGUCAGCUGGUGGCCGCCUGUGGAGGAUUGGAUCAAGGUCAAUACGGACGGGGCAGCGUCGGGUGCCCCGGGAGACAUCGCAACUGGGGGGGUUUAUCGUGACAAGUUUUGUGUCGUUAGAGGCUGUUUUCACUUGAAAGGUGGCAAGGGUUAUGCUUUUGAGGCGGAACUUCUGGCGGUUAUUACCGCGGUCGCCAUUGCGCACUCGAGAGGGUGGCACAAACUUUGGUUGGAAGCGGAUUCGUUAUACGUGGUGAAGCUGCUGGAAGAUCGCUCGUUGGCGGUUCCUUGGCGUUUUUAUGCGGCUUGGAAGGCCACUUUAGCUAGACUCAACGAGAUCACUUUUCGUGUCUCUCAUAUUUUCCGUGAAGGGAAUGUCGUCGCUGAUGCUAUGGCUAAUUUAAUGCAGCCGGAGGGCUGGUGGCCGUUUGGGAUUGAGGCCAUUCGAAAGCUUGCUAUUGCUGACAUCGCAACGCAUAGUUUCUCUAGGAAGGUUCGGUGA
Salvia miltiorrhiza (redroot sage) is the source of this 3411-nucleotide messenger RNA. RefSeq lists its product as uncharacterized. The transcript has a single exon. Gene Ontology annotation, molecular function: nucleic acid binding; RNA-DNA hybrid ribonuclease activity. The record is from RefSeq and is a predicted model, not a curated record. Lineage: Eukaryota; Viridiplantae; Streptophyta; Magnoliopsida; Lamiales; Lamiaceae. The coding region runs from base 1 to 3411 and encodes 1136 amino acids.